Molecule: messenger RNA, 901 nt
Organism: Cicer arietinum (chickpea)
Lineage: Eukaryota; Viridiplantae; Streptophyta; Magnoliopsida; Fabales; Fabaceae
Product: germin-like protein subfamily 3 member 1
Molecular function (GO): manganese ion binding
Source: RefSeq, a predicted model, not a curated record
UGCAUCACAUUCUCAUUCAAAAAUCAAAAGCAAACAUAUUGAUCAUAAAAAUGAUUCACAUAAUCCUCCUCAUAUCUCUCCUCAUAACAACAACUUCAAAUGCAUCAGUCCAAGAUUUCUGUGUAGCAGACAUAAAAGCCUCAGACACACCAGCAGGAUACCCUUGCAAAGCAGCAACAACAGUAACAUCAGAUGACUUUGCAUACUCAGGCCUAAUUGAAGCAGGAAACACAACAAACAUCAUAAAUGCAGCAGUGACACCAGCAUUUGUUGCACAAUUUCCAGCUCUCAAUGGUCUUGGUCUCUCAGCUGCAAGACUAGACCUUGGUCCAGCUGGUGUUAUCCCUUUACACACUCAUCCAGGUGCUAGUGAACUUCUCAUAGUGAAACAAGGUCACAUCACUGCUGGUUUUGUUUCAUCAGCUAACACUGUUUAUAUAAAAACAUUGAAGAAAGGUGAGAUUAUGGUUUUUCCACAAGGUUUGUUGCAUUUUCAAGCUACUGCUGGUAAGAGAGAUGCUGUUGCUUUUGCUAUCUUUAGUAGUGCUAGUCCUGGACUUCAAAUCCUUGAUUUUGCACUUUUUGCUAGUAAUUUCUCAACUCCUUUGAUUACUAAGACUACUUUUCUUGAUCCUGUUCUUGUGAAGAAGCUUAAGAGUGUUCUUGGUGGAAGUGGCUAGAGAUACACUACUUAUCUUGUCAUUUUAAUUUCAUCUAUUUUGUUGUGUUGUUUUCAAUUCAUUUUAAUCAGUUUCUUAGAUGUCAUUUCAUUUUUCAUAUCAAUGUGAAGUAAUAAAUUUGUGUCUAUUAUGAUUUUAUCCAUUUGUUUGUUCAAAAAUUUAAUGUUGAGAUUAAUUUGUACCGUUAGAAUAAAUUUAUGAGUAAUGUUAUUUGGAUCCAA